AUGGUUCCAGGUAGUCUGGUUAGUCAACAUGACGACCUUGAAGACGGGGAGAUUGAGGAAGAGGAGUGUGUGGUCGAUCUCACUGAAGAAGACCUAAGUCUGACGUUACGGUCGCAGGUAGAAGCUGAAGUUAUCGAUCUUACAAUGGAAAAAGUGGAAAAAGGUUUAGAAGACUCUGGUGGUGAUGUUGUGUGCUUGGAAGAUUUGACGCUGAUAGAUGAAGAGGAAAUCACCAUAAUAGAAGUCGAAGAGGUAACUAACCUAUCCUAG
Messenger RNA from Cooperia oncophora, 270 nucleotides. NCBI's taxonomy places the organism in Eukaryota, Metazoa, Nematoda, Chromadorea, Rhabditida, Trichostrongylidae. The record is from the annotation of a GenBank genome assembly.